UUAGGUUAGGCUUGCGCGUUUCGUGGGUUGGCGUGUAGAUCACAAUAGCAUAGAACAAUGAUUGAAGUAUUGAACGAGUAGAGUAAUAAUACAAUAGAUUACAAUCGAUUACAACCGAUUAGAAUAAAUUAUCGAUUACGAUUAUAAUAUCGAUUACAAAACUUUAAUCUAUUUUGUCAUGUCUUUUAUGCACCGACGAGCACGCGCUGGCAUUUCUCUAGCCUCUAAAUGUUCAGUUAUCUGUCCCUAUGGCCGCACAGAAGUCGAAAACUACACGAAUUUGAGGCUACACUAUAUUGAGUAACCCACACCCGUCACACGGGACAAGCUUUUUGUUUCGUUGUCGUGAUUCGUGGUGGCGUGGUCACUGUUGUCACUUGUCGGUUAAUCGAUUCGCAGUUCAACAUUUGUCACUUGUCAGUUACUCAAUUCGCAGUUCAACAUUAGUCACUUAUCACUCACCGUGUACACGUGUAUCGCACUACCGUCCGCCAAAUCCGCCAUCGACGGCACGCUGAGAAUCGCUGCUCCUACGACCUACGCCAACACAUCUGCCGCGACAUACCACGUACCGACGGGGACGAGACUACAGGUGUUAGGCACGUCAGUUACAGAAAUGGAUACCAUUCAGGCUUCAUCUUGUGAAAAUAAUCUAAAGCAAGUUCUGAAAUCUAAUGGAUGUGAAUCAACUAAUUUUAGAAAUGACUCUCAUUCUGUAAGGAUAUUAGAAGAUUUACAGUCUCUACGCAGAAAUGAAGUUUUAUGUGAUGUUAGAUUUGAAACAGAUGAUGGAUGUACAACGUUUGGCCAUAAAAAUGUUUUAAUGGCAGCUAGUCCAUAUUUCCGUGCAAUGUUCAGUAAUUUUGAAGAGAGCAAUAAAGAUCUUGUUACUAUAAGAGAAUUAGAUUCCACCAUUUUACAGCUAUUAGUAGAUUACAUUUAUACUGGAGAAAUUAUGGUCACAAAAGAAAAUGUGCAGUUAAAUUAUGUAAAUGGUGUAUGUGCUGAAUUUUUACAAAAACAACUGAAUCAAUCAAAUUGUCUUGGUAUCAGAGCGUUUGCUGACUUACAUAACUGUACGGGAUUGUUGUCAAUAUCUGAAGCAUAUAUUAAACAAUAUUUUUUAGAAGUAGCUAAAGGCGAAGAAUUUCUAUCCUUAUCUUCUGAAGAUUUGGUGAAGCUUAUUUCCUCUAAUGACCUUGCUGUUCCAUUUGAAGAAAAAGUAUUUGAAUGUGUUAUCAAAUGGGUAAAACAUGAUUCAGAUCAUAGAAUAGAUAUUUUGCCAAAAUUAAUGGAACAUGUACGUUUGCCAUUAUUAGAUCCUGAUAUAUUAUUUAAUAUAUAUAAAGAACCUCUUCUAAACAUUAGUCCUAAAUGUAAAGAUUAUAUUAUCGAAGCAUUACAUUUUAAUCAUCAAAAAUCAGUUCAGCAUUUCAAGAUUCCAAAAAAAAUUAGGUUUAAACCUAGACAGUUUGAUGGUUUUAAAAAAGUUAUUCUAAUGUUCAAUCAACGGUCUGACACAUCGCCAAAGUGUUAUACAGAAUGGUAUGACCCAGCAACCAAACUACGCGAGAAAGCACCAGGGUUAAAUGAUGAUCGUCGGUUAGCUGGUUUUGGUUUAUUAAGAGAUCAAUUUGUGUUUGUUAUGGGAGGUGUAAAUGUAUCAAGUUCUAAAUCUGUUAGUAUGCUUGAUGUAUCUUUACAAUCACCAUCUUGGAUUCCAAUGGUUGACAUGUUAGUUAGUAGAAAAGAAUUAGGAGUUGGUGCAUUAGAUGAUUGUAUAUAUGCAGUUGGCGGAUAUGACGGCAACAGUGCUUUAAAAAGUGUUGAGGUUUUUGAUGUCAGUACCCAAAAAUGGAGAAUGGUGUCUAAUAUGACAAUUGAUAGACGUAAAUUGGGCGUUGGUGUACUCAAUAAUCGUCUAUACGCAGUUGGAGGUUAUCAUAGUAAAAAUUUGAAAUCUGUUGAAUAUUAUGAUCCCACACUUGACAUAUGGACUCCGGUUGCAGAAAUGUCUGAGUGUCGUCAAGGUGUUGGUGUAGGAGUCUUGGAUGGUCUUAUGUACGCUAUUGGUGGCUAUGAUGGAAAGUAUCUUAAAAGUGUUGAAGUUUAUAGACCGAGUGAUGGAGUUUGGUCUUCUGUAGCUGAAAUGAAAAUAUGCCGAUUUUUACCUGGAGUAGCCGUAUUAAAUGGUUUAUUGUAUGUUUUUGGCGGAGAAAAAGAAUCUAUUGUUGAUACUGUUGAAAUUUACAACCCCAAGACCAAUACUUGGACCUUGGAAAGAUUGUCAAGAAAUGGAGUACAAAUUUAUGGUGGAGUAGUUGUCGAUAGACCACAUCAUUAUCAUUAAUCAGCUUACAGAGGUAUUCAUUGUUAAGAGUAAUAUGACAUAUUUUUGUAUAAAUUAUGAAGACAUGUGUUUUAAAUAUUUUUGCUUUUUUGAAGACCUAUUUGUUAAGAAUGUUUUUUUUUAAUUUAUACUGACUAUUUUCAAAUAAACAAAAUAAGCUAUAAAGUUAAUUAUGUUGCAGUAUAUCAGUAAAAUUAUAUCUAUAAUCUACUAUUUAAAUUAUAUCUUUUAGUUUCAGUAUGGAAUGAUAAUUUUUUUGAU
This is a messenger RNA of Acyrthosiphon pisum (pea aphid), 2611 nucleotides long. RefSeq names its product ring canal kelch homolog. Lineage: Eukaryota; Metazoa; Arthropoda; Insecta; Hemiptera; Aphididae. Gene Ontology annotation, molecular function: protein binding. The record is from RefSeq and is a predicted model, not a curated record. The coding region runs from base 617 to 2350 and encodes 577 amino acids. The transcript has 11 exons.